CUCAUUGGCCAUGUACGCAGCAUUUGUCCUUUUCUGGAGUACGCUUGUCGCUGGCGAUAUCGUGCAGGAUCUUUUCGACGCCCACAACCUCGCCCGGAAGCACUACGGCAUUCCCGAGUUUGCGUGUCUCGAUAGCCAGCUCAAUACGCUCAGCCAAGGCCACGCCGACUACGAAGUGAGUCUGGGCGCACUCAACCACGAUGGCUUUGACGCGCGCUGUCUGGGUGUGAGCAACCGAGUCUCGUGCGGCGAAAACACGCUCUUCGACUACGUCGACGACGGUAGCGCAAUGACCGAGAGCUGGAUGGCAUCGCCGCCCCACCGCCUCAACAUCCUCAACGCCAACUACACCCAUGCGGGCUUUGGCGUCAAGCAGUCGAGCACGACCGGCAAGUGGUUUGCCACGGCGCUUUUUGCCAGUGCCAACCCCCACAAGGAGGCGAGUUGCGUCCAAAGCGCUGCCGAAGCUGUCGUUGGCACCAGCAUUGCAACAACAAAGCACCACCACCACAACCACCACAAGACGCACCCUCCAUCAACGUCCCAGCGAGCACUGCGCACCACCGAGUAGCAAAGGGUACUAUGUAUACUUCGUAUUGGCCAUCAC
Molecule: messenger RNA, 607 nt
Organism: Saprolegnia parasitica CBS 223.65
Lineage: Eukaryota; Oomycota; Saprolegniomycetes; Saprolegniales; Saprolegniaceae
Exons: 1
Coding region: 11-571 (186 amino acids)
Source: RefSeq, a predicted model, not a curated record